AUGGCGUUUUCGUUGUAUUCGAAGCGGCAGAGGGGUAAUUGGGUAAAGUUGAAAGCGAAAGCAAUAAGAAUUAGCAAACGCUUCGUAUCUUACAGUGGGAAUCAAUCUCUCUCUUCGCUACUCCCUUGUUGGUUCUGGUUUUUAUUUUUUGUUACUCUCAACAAAACGGCUCUCUCGCAGGCCAAAAGCUUCACCGUUUCGGUUCCUGCUUAG
This is a messenger RNA of Sphenostylis stenocarpa, 213 nucleotides long. NCBI's taxonomy places the organism in Eukaryota, Viridiplantae, Streptophyta, Magnoliopsida, Fabales, Fabaceae. The record is from the annotation of a GenBank genome assembly.